AUGUUAGAGAUUAUAUCACAGAUGUUUUCUGUAAACGUGCUGAGAAUAGUUACAACUAAAUUGAUUGCAGAGCUGAAUGAAAUCCUCUCACAUGAUGUUGUUGAUGAAGGUGGAAUGUGGAAAAAGAAACUGGGGAGCCAAUCUCUCAAGCUUUUUGAAAUCUUACCACAAGCCAUUCAGGAGCAGUUGCUGCUGGAAAGAGAUCCACAUGGAAAUGUGCAGGUAAUCAUGCUAUUGGUUGAAUGGAUAUCCAUUGAUUACAUAAGUUAAUGAUUAUCCUUGCCUCUUUUAUCCUCUUGUUCUGAAAUUAUUUCCAGUUCAGAUUCAUUCAGCAUGAAGGAAUAAGGUGAUGCUGAUGCUAUUUGUUCUUAUUAUCUAGGUUGCUAAAAUAGAAACAGAGAAAAUGCUUAUAGAAAUGGUGGAGACUGAAUUAGAGUCCAGAAAGAAGCAAGGGUUAUACAAAAAUGUGUUCAGUGGACAAUCUCAUUUCUUCAGGGAAUUAAAAACCUAGUGCAAUUAGAUUAAGACAGUGAAUGGAAUAAGACUGUGAAAAUCUUGCUUCCAUUUCCCCUCAGGGUAUCCAACAGAAACAGUAAGGAGAUGAACAAUGGCUGAUAUAACAGUUUGGUUUAAAUCCUUGUUCUUUUCCAGAUAUGAAGGAUGAUGUGGUUUACCUUCAAA
Molecule: messenger RNA, 681 nt
Organism: Sesamum indicum (sesame)
Lineage: Eukaryota; Viridiplantae; Streptophyta; Magnoliopsida; Lamiales; Pedaliaceae
Source: RefSeq, a predicted model, not a curated record